UCCGCGCCUUGCCGCCGUGCGCGUACUGUACCCGCCACCGAAGUGAACUCGCUCGAAGUAUACCUGCGCACUCGCAAAUUUACAAUAUGAAGUUAUUGAUUUUACUGGCCCUUUGCGGCACGGUAUAUCUUAUGCCCAUGGAAAUGGGUUCGUCGGCGCAAAAUGUGACUGCCACUUCUCCUAAAACAAUUUGCGCUCCGCAAACACCAUGCUCAUGGUCUGUUUAUAAUCCUCAUACAAGGGAAAUAUUAAAGGAGAUAGGCAACACAUAUUGCGUAUGCCCUGCCGACUUAAUAUGCCAAAUAACAGAGGACGACAUUCCGGUGAGCAGUUACAUUCACCGCUGCCGAUCAAAAGACUUCGAAUCGGACAUUGCGGACAGAUAGCGCUGCGCAGGCGACGACGCGCUGACAUCUCUUGACGUCGCUUGUUCCUUAGAACAGUGCUGAUUAUACGACUUAGGAACCUCUAAUUGUUACAAUUUCAACACUCUAUUUUUAACAAUCGAUGAUAAUUCGCAAAUAUUCAAAUAUAAUUUUAAUUCAGUCAUAUUAUAUUCUUGAAAUGUACUUACUUAUUCAGUUUUAAAUGUUUUAAAAAACUUUAAUGACUGUACUGCUCAAGGUUAAGCACGUCUAAUUUAAAGUUCCUAUUUAUAAUAAGUACCUAUGUUUUCCUAAUAAUUUUAUUUAGAUAGAUAACUUAGUCAAAUAGAAUAAUGCUAGAAAAUGAUUAGUUUAAGUAACUUUGACAUAUUAAUAAUUGUUUAUGAAGAUAUGUGUGAUUCGAGUGUUUGAUGAAAU
Messenger RNA from Amyelois transitella, 803 nucleotides. RefSeq lists its product as uncharacterized. The transcript is spliced from 3 exons. The record is from RefSeq and is a predicted model, not a curated record. Lineage: Eukaryota; Metazoa; Arthropoda; Insecta; Lepidoptera; Pyralidae. The coding region runs from base 87 to 386 and encodes 99 amino acids.